Molecule: messenger RNA, 1525 nt
Organism: Oryctolagus cuniculus (rabbit)
Lineage: Eukaryota; Metazoa; Chordata; Mammalia; Lagomorpha; Leporidae
Source: RefSeq, a predicted model, not a curated record
CGAAGCUGCCCGGAUCAUCUUGCGUUCGGGCGGCGGCUGUGAAUGCCAAACGCGCGGGGAGAUCUGGGAAAAAAAGGAAAUUGACGCGAAACUCGAAAUCCCCAAGCGCCUCAAAGUUGGCUAGCUGCAGAGCUUGCUGCCUGCCUAGGCUGUUUCCCCAGCCAGGUGCUUCUCCGCCGGGGACCCUGGGCAGUUACAAAACACAAAAGCCAGAACCCAAACCCCACCACCAUCCUAGGUAUAUAGUUACUCUGGAAUCAGUAAGCCAUGGCAUCUAAGAAAUUUGCUGUUAAAUGCGGGAAUUUUGCUGUCCUGGUGGAUCUUCAUAUAUCCCCGCAAGAUCCAAACAAAGAUACCAGCUGGUUUUCCGAACAGAAGAAGGAGGAAGUGUGUUUACUGUUAAAAGAAACCAUUGAUUCAAGAGUUAAGGAAUACUUGGAAGUUCGUAAACAACACAAGCCAUCAAGUCCUGAAUUCACAAGAUCCAAUCCUUUGUCCUUAAAAGGUUAUGGCUUUCAGAUCACAGCCUAUUUCCUCAAGAGAGGGAUACGUCUGCGCUGCAUCAGAGGCUCACGGAAUUCUGAACUCCGUGUAUUCCCUGACAGAUUUGUGGUCUGUGUGAGUCAGCUUGCAUUCAAUCAUGAUCUUUUGGUGAGUCAGAAGGAAGAAUUGACAGAAAGAGCUCUCCACAGAGUGUCUGAUUAUUUUGCUGAGUGUGCAGAGAAUCCACUUCCUCCCAGUGCAAAGCUCAAGAGAAAUGCUCUGAAAGAAAUUUCGAAAAGAACUGAAACAAAAUGCAGCACUGUGAACAAAUCACAGACCAGCAGGCACAUUGUGGGACCAUCCAGUAACUCAGCGAUGGUAGAGGUAGCAAGGAUACAGGCCUCAUCCAGUUCUCCAUCAGAAUCCACGGGACAAGCUAAGGAUUACAUAAAGGCAGCUGAGCGCCACUGGGGGCUUCCUGUUCAAAAGCUGGAAAAUGUUCCUCAGAGCCAGCCAGAAGACACUAGCAGCCAGCAAAAACCUCAUCCUGGGGAACUGUUGAAGACAGGGCUUCGAAGCAGGAGCCCCGUCUGUAGCUGUGAGUCAGCACCACCAGGUCCAAAACAAAGUCCACAAGCUGCCAAAACACAACAGAAGUGCAGGAACUGUGACUCUGAGGACAACUUUGACCACCACAAGAGAGUUUCUCUUGGAAAUGAUCGAUUAGUCCAGAGAAAUAAUAGUGGGGAUGGGGGGGUGGGGUGGGGGAAGGAAGCUGUCAAUGUGUUGCCAACUUUAGAGCUGUCAGAUCCGGGGUUCCUUUUGAAACAAGAUUUAGCAAAAACCAUGUCUAAGGAAGACUUAAAUGUUUUGGAAAAUCUUUCCUCCAGACAUCUUAUGAAAAAUAACCCAGGGCAGGCACAGCAGAUGGGCUCAGCCACAAACACCGAAAGAUUAUCUAUGAUGCAGGGCAGCCCAACCAAGAAAAGGAAGAACUUGCAAAGUUUUGCAAAAUUAUAGUUAAGCAUAUAGCAGCCAAACC